GUGUCAUAAUUAGGAUGUAAAGCACACACUAUUGUGACGAUCCGCCGGUGGAAUACUGAAGCUGAUUGAGUGUGAAACUGUUGUAAAAACCAGGUGAAUUCAGAAUGAUUUGACGCGUGUCUGCUGACGAAUGCUCCUGUGUUUCUUUAGAAUAUAGAAUAGACUGAUCUAAUCUGAUGAGCAUGGUUUCAGUCUGGUGUAGAACGGCUCUAUCCGUACGGGUUAAACAGGUUAGUUCUGCGUCGUCUCUCGGGGAUCUUGACUUUAGUAGGCCACGCUCAGGAUGAUUUAUAAGGCCAGAAAUGCAGCUGGUGUUAAUCUAACGCGGCGGGUCCCGUGAGGGAGCGAUCUCUCCGCAGCACAUGCUUCAUAUGAAGCGGCGCACAGAUGGGUGAAGGGCUCCUUGAGCUCAUGUCCUUAUUAAAGCGCCUGAGCCACUGCAGCGCAGUGAAUACUGAUGAUCUGUGCAGCUGACGUGUUGAAGCCCAUGUGCUGGUCUCCUCAGCUCCUCCGUGGGGUUCCUGCCUCCUCCAGGAGCGGAGCAGAUGCCGCUCCACCGCACCACGGCACCCUGCGGCUCGCAACAGAUUCCCACCCAGCAGUGCUCAGGAGCUCCGCCCCCAGCAGCAGGUGGAAUGAUGAUGAUGCACCUGACGUUACCUGCGUCCCAGCAGCCUCAGUCUCAUUCCCCGCUGCAGUGGAAACACAACAAAUACUACAGCGCCGAUCACUCGCGCUCACAGAAGCCCGGGGACGUCUGCGGUCUGGAGCCGUCACGAAGCAGUCCUCAGCUGGGAAGCUCGUCCUCCUCACCGGCCCAGUCUCCCACACCAACACACCUCCCUAACGUAAAGAGCAUCCGUCCCAGCCUCAACACUGUUCCCAUCAUGCCUCACUUCUCCAGAUCCUUGGUUUCAGGACAAGGUGUGUUGUUGUGUCAGGUGACGUGCGCUGCCCUCUGCUGGGACAGACGCUCCAGUACAGCCCUCAGAUUCGGCCCCCUUUACUUCAAGCCCCGCCCAUGGUGUCCAGUCAGGCUCCGGUGGGGAUCCGGCCCGCGGGUCGAGGCAGCAAGCCGCCGAGGAAAGCGCUGUCUACAGAUCUCAGUUGACCCACGGCGAGCGGCCCGGCUCAGUGACGGCAGACUGACGCCGCUGUGUUUGAGAAAGUUCCGCUCGCUCACUGGACCGACGACUGGAACAUCCCAAAAUACAGCCGGAACGGUGUUCUUCUUGAUGUUUUGUGUUUGAAUAAUCUGGUGUUCAAACACUAUUUCCAUUUGGUUUCACGUGUGUGUUCAGUCUUUCUUCACCAGCCGUCGGCGCUCCGCGUGUGCCUUCAGUCGGACGAACAAAGACAAACGCACUUCGCCGUCUCAUGACAAACACAACCUGCUUUUUUGUAAAUAGUUUAUAAAGUAGCUGUAUAAUUCAGUUGAUUCGGUUGUGCGGUAAGAGCGACAGCAUUUGUGUUAAUUUCUCUGUUUUUAAUUGAAGACGUCACACUGCACCUCAGCAGAUCCACGGUCUCGUUUUUAAUAAGUUGAACGGUUGUGUUUGACGUUUUCACACACGUCAUGUCAAUUCUUGUUUUGUUGGGGUCUUUUAAUAUUAUAUUCAUACUGGGGGAAAUAAAAAAGAGAAAAACGAUAAAAAGAACAACGGUUUGCACAUUUAUACAAACUCUCUCUCUCCCACUGUAUACUGUAUAUAAAUCUAUUUUUUCUCUUAGAAGUAUGUGUGGAAGUCUGAAAGGCUGUUCAAUGUUUACUGGUGCAAGUCCAUUUUUAGUUCAGUUUGUGAAGCAAUAAAUGUUUGCACCAAAUGAUCUACUUUAUCAAACGCUGGCGUGCUUGGCCAUGAAUCAGUUUGUCGGUUUCAUACAUGUAUAAAAGCCUCUCAUCCGUCACGCUUUAUGCUUCAGCCGAUGGUUCGAGGCGUCUGCAUCACAGUGCGUCGUGGGCUUCCUCCGAUCUCAGCCGGUGGUCAUGUCGUUCAUCUCCAUUCUGCUUUUAUUGGCUCAUUUGUCUGCUGCAUUAACCUGCCGUUCACCUCGUCCGUCCAAACGCCCCACAGUUCAUCUAGAUUCUUCUCUGUAUUUUCCUCCUCCAAUAACGCCAAAGUAAUUUGGCAGAAGACCGAUCCUCCAGCUGCUGGUGCUCUUAUUGAGCCGCGGGGAGCUGCUGGGGUCUGUGAUGGACGGCUUUAUCUUCAUAUGGAGGUCCGGUAUCGUGUGGAUUGGCUCUGUGCCGGCGAGAUUAUUAACGUGUAAUUAAAUCAACAUCUGGAGAGCUCAGCCGAGGACGAGGUCUGCUCAUAAAGGCUCGCUCUCUCGCCGUCGAGCUUCUGUGUAUUCAGCUGUAAUUGAUGUUUUCAUCAGUUUCUUCACGGUGGGCUGUCCAGUGAUAUACGGUAUAGCACUGUUGGUGUGUGCAGGAACGCAGUAUUUUAAUCUAAAGCAUGGGUGUUGCUGCAGAAGGCUGUGUCUUCGUGUUAAACAGGCUUCACUGCGACAGACACAAGCGUCUUCACUCCGAGAUCGAGCUCAUCAUAUUAAAACAACACAAACCAGUGCUAUAAAAUACGAGCCUUUUCACAGACUAAUGGUUUCCAUCACAUUUACAUUGUAAAUAUAGCAAAGCGUUUAAUAUUUUCAUUAUUAAAAUACGU
This is a messenger RNA of Sinocyclocheilus grahami, 2669 nucleotides long. Its product is annotated as R3H domain-containing protein 1-like. The coding region runs from base 546 to 1250 and encodes 234 amino acids. The transcript is spliced from 6 exons. NCBI's taxonomy places the organism in Eukaryota, Metazoa, Chordata, Actinopteri, Cypriniformes, Cyprinidae. The record is from RefSeq and is a predicted model, not a curated record.